UGAGGGAAAGAACAACACGUAAAGCACUAAAGAAGGAGGAGUUUCUCUUCAAACUGCAUUCAGACAAAAUGAAAAUCACUUUCACAUGUUUGGCCAGUUUUGUGGCCACCUUUGGUGUCCUCAGCUUUGUUGGUCUCGUUCUGGCAAUUGGAACCGAUUUUUGGUACAUCAUUGACACUUCUAAGAGAGAAAACAGCUCAUCUGUGUCUCUGAGCUCACAUUCUGGACUGUGGAGGACUUGUAACUUUCAUAACCAAUGCUGGCCAUUUAUGAAUCCUUUUGGAACAGGAAGAAACUUAUCAGAAUCGCAAAGGCAGAUCCUAAACAUGCAAGGAACGUUCAUCGUGCUGCUGCCUCUCAGUGUGAUCGUGCUGUUCAUCGGAGGAAUGCUGGGCUUCAUCAGUAUGUUGGCACGAGCCUACCUCCUGCUCCUCCUGACCGGGGUGCUGCUUCUGUUCGGUGCUGUGCUCUCAGUGGCUGGUGUUUGUGUCUACAUGGCUUACUCUGCGGCCGCCUUCAAAGAGGCUGUAGACAUCUCUGGCCACAAAACCCUGGAGGACAUCGAGAUUUACUAUGGCUGGUCUCUGAUUCUAGCCUCUGUUUCUUUCGUUGGAGAACUCUGUACCGCCGUGGCGUUCCUGCUCACCUCAGCCAGAGUGAGCCAGCUGACCAAUCAGGAAGACCGUGAAUACUGACCUGCUCUGAAUCAGGACUGAUGUAAGGACAGGAGAGGAUUACACCACAUGAACACACUGAAAGUGACACACAAACACUCAAAACUAAAUCAAUGUUUACAUAUUUAUAUUUUAAAAGGAUGCUUUUUAAAAUGCAGGGGUUUGUGAAAUGUAUUAUAGAAACACCAAUGCUAAACUAAAUUAAUAAAAAUGUAUAAUAAUAAUAAUCAUUCUUAUAAUAAUAGGUAACACUUUAGUAUAGGGACCAAUUCUCACUAUUAACUAGUUGCUUAUUAGCAAUUACAUAUUGGCAGUUUAUUAGUGUUUAUAAAGCACAUAUUCUACAUGACUAUAUUCUACAUCCCAGAUCCUUCUCAAAACCUGAAUUGAACAACUAUCUAACUGUUAAUAAGCAGCAAAUUAGGAGUUUAUUGAGGCAAAAGUCAUAGUUAAUGGUUUGAAUUGAGCCUUAAAAUAAAGCGCGACUUAAUAAGAAUAAUAAAUACACGUGAAAAUAUAAAAAUAUCUUCAAGUAACUAAUAAAGGUGGUUGAGCUGACAAAAAAGCUUUGGGAACCAUGAUGUAGAGAAGCAACUUUUGUCAAAUAUUGCAACUGAUUUUUUUUUUCCCCAGUAUAUUUGCAUAUUGUCUUUUAAUUAUGCUAAUUGUGUUCACUUUGUCUGUUUAGUACGUUGUGUCUCUCUGGGAUUUUUUCAAAUCAAAAUAAAAGAUGAGUUUUGCCUCUG
Carassius gibelio (silver crucian carp) is the source of this 1420-nucleotide messenger RNA. RefSeq names its product transmembrane protein 114-like. The transcript has 4 exons. Lineage: Eukaryota; Metazoa; Chordata; Actinopteri; Cypriniformes; Cyprinidae. The coding region runs from base 69 to 695 and encodes 208 amino acids. The record is from RefSeq and is a predicted model, not a curated record. Gene Ontology annotation, cellular component: apical plasma membrane.